CAUUCAGAAGAGCAAGAAGCGCUAGGACUUUUUAAGACAACGAGAAGCAUGAAGGUUCAGAUGAAAAUCCUAGUUGGAGUGCUCUCCUGUCUUUUGCUCUCUUUAUUAAUUCUGUGCAUUGUGUUAAUUCCUGCAAAAGAUGAACACAAACAAAAUAAUCCCAGACCACUUACACUGGAUGAGUAUUUAGAUGGAGAUUUUAAUUAUAAAACCUUUUCUCCAUACUGGGUUUCAGGAAAGGAAUAUCUUCAUCAAUCUAAAGAUGAUGUCAUCCUUCACAAUGUCGAAUCAGGGCAGUCGAUCACUAUCUUGAAAAAUAGCACUGUUAAAGAAGUGAAUGCCACAAAUUAUGCAAUGUCUGCAGAUCAGAAUUUUAUACUAUUGGAAAGCAAUUAUUCUAAGCUUUGGAGGUAUUCUUACACAGCAUCCUAUCACAUUUAUGAUCUUAUAUUAGGUGUUUUUGUCAAAGAAUAUGAGCUACCACAUAAUAUCCAGCAUAUCUCCUGGUCACCUGUUGGACACAAAUUGGCUUAUGUUUACCAGAAUAAUAUCUAUUUCAAACAAGAUCCCAGAGAAGCUGCUAUUCAAAUAACCACAAAUGGUUACUGGAAUGAAAUAUUUAACGGAAUUCCUGACUGGGUUUAUGAAGAAGAAAUGCUUGCAACAAAAUAUGCUCUGUGGUGGUCACCAAAUGGCAAGAACAUAGCAUACAUAGAGUUCAAUGAUACUGAAAUACCAGCUAUUGAAUAUUCAUAUUAUGGCAAGAAUCAAUAUCCUAGAAAAAUAACUCUUCCAUAUCCAAAGGCUGGAGCUAAAAACCCAACUGUUAGAGUGUUGAUUAUAGAUACUACAAAUCCUAGAGAUUUUGGACCGAAGGAAAUACUUGCACCACCAGUCAUAGCAGCAAGCGAUCACUAUGUCACAUGGAUUACCUGGGCAAGAGAUGACAGAAUCUGUGUGCAGUGGCUGAAAAGAAUCCAGAACUUCUCCCUGUCAGCAAUCUGUGACUACAAUUACCACUCCAGAUCUUGGGAUUGCCCAGAGAAUCGGCAACACAUAGAAGAGAGCCAUACAGGAUGGACUGGUGGAUUCUUUGUUUCAGCACCCUAUUUUACUUCAGAUGCCAUAUCAUACUAUAAAAUUUUUAGCGACCAGAAUGGUUAUAAACACAUUCAUUACAUCAAAGACUCAGUGGAAAAGGCAAUCCAGAUCACCAGUGGUGAGUGGGAGGCCAUAUAUAUUUAUAGAGUAACAGAUGAUGCAAUAUUUUAUUCAAGCAAUGAAUUUGAAGGUUACCCAGGAAGAAGAAACAUUUACAAAAUUAAUAUUGGAAGAAACCCUACAACAAAGCAGUGCAUUACUUGCAAUUUACGAAAAGAAAGAUGCCAGUAUUAUGCAGCAAGAUUCAGUGAUAACGCCAACUAUUAUGCAAUAAUGUGUUAUGGCCCAGGCAUCCCCAUUUCUACUAUAUAUGAUAACAGAUAUAACAAAGAAAUUAAAGUCUUAGAAGACAAUGCAGAUUUGGAGUCUGCUCUGCAAAAAAUCAGUUUACCAAUACAGAAGAUUAACAAACUUGAAGUGGAUGGCAUAACUUUAUGGUACAAGAUGCUUCUACCUCCAAAGUUUGAUAGAUCCAAGAAAUAUCCUCUUCUUAUACAGGUAUAUGGAGGGCCUUGUAGCCAAAAUGUGAAGCAUACCUUUAGCGUUAGCUGGAUAAGCUAUCUUGCAAGCAAAGAAGAAAUUGUGGUAGCACUUGUGGAUGGCAGAGGAACAGCUUUCCAAGGUGAUAAGAUGUUGCAUGCGGUGUAUCGAAAACUUGGGGUUUAUGAAGUUGAAGAUCAAAUCUCAGCUGUAAGAAAGUUUAUAGACAUGGGUUUUAUUGAUGAAAAACGAAUAGCCAUAUGGGGCUGGUCCUACGGUGGAUAUAUUACAUCGCUGGCACUUGGGUCUGGUACUGGCAUGUUUAAGUGUGGAAUAGCUGUGGCUCCUGUUUCCAGCUGGGAAUAUUAUGCAUCUAUCUACACUGAACGAUUUAUGGGUCUUCCAACCAAAUCUGACAAUCUUGAGCAUUACAAAAAUUCAACAGUGAUGGCAAGGGCUCAGAAUUUCCAUAAUGUGGAUUACCUUCUCAUCCAUGGAACGGCAGAUGAUAAUGUACAUUUUCAAAACUCGGCACAGAUCUCCAAAGCCUUAGUCAAUGCACAAGUGGAUUUUCAAGCAAUGUGGUACACAGACCAAAACCAUGCAAUUCCAGGCCUUUCUUUAAAGCAUCUCUACAUUCAUAUGACACAUUUCCUGAAACAGUGUUUUUCUCUGCCUUAAGGAACCCUCUCUUCUGUCUUGAUUCCAAGACAAAGCAAUGUUAAUUGCGCAAACUAUGAACAUUCCAAGAGUAGGAUAAAAAUGGAAUUAAAGAGGUGUCGAUGACUCUUACUGACCCUUGGGAAAAAAUUGCUUGGGAAUUUUUGUUAGCUAGGAAACAAAUGAAUAAAAAUAAAAGUGUGAAAUUAAAGGCUGCAUG
Molecule: messenger RNA, 2521 nt
Organism: Protobothrops mucrosquamatus (brown spotted pit viper)
Lineage: Eukaryota; Metazoa; Chordata; Lepidosauria; Squamata; Viperidae
Gene: FAP
Product: fibroblast activation protein alpha
Exons: 26
Coding region: 49-2322 (757 amino acids)
Biological process (GO): proteolysis
Molecular function (GO): dipeptidyl-peptidase activity; serine-type endopeptidase activity
Source: RefSeq, a predicted model, not a curated record